CAUCAAAAGAUUGCGGAUGAUCUCGUGGGGUUUUGUUUUGCGUUGUUUUGGUCUGCUCAUCAUCGCUUUCGUUUCUUUUGUCCAGGCAUCGCUGUAAACGACGAGCGAAACCACCGCGAAGCACUCCGCUGACGAUCAAUCUAAGCAUUCAAAUGGCCGCUGGCAUGACAGCAGCUUGUCUGCCCACCCUCAAACCGCUCCUCACCACUGUCUCCGACUUCUUCACCAACCUCUCCCCUAGCCGCUGCUCAUCGAAACCCUCAGACCACCACCACGACCAAGAUGCAAACUCGCCGCCGCCAUCACCCUACCCUCAGUCAUACGGCACACCUACCUUCCUCUCCUUGCCGCGCCCGAAGCCCGCGCGCUUCCACGACCACACCUCUGACCUCGACUUCGACCUCUUUGAAGCACCCUCCAUAACGCGCUCGCGCGCGCACAGCCGUACCCCGUCCAAUCUUACCGUGUUCACCACAUUCACGAACUUUACAUCCACGUUUACGGUGCCGCCUUUUGACCGGGAGAUGCAGGCUGCGCGGCCGCGGACAUGCAGUAAGGCAAUGAGCGAGGUGGAGAGGCCUGCGGAGCUUGUUGUUGGCGGGGCGAAGAGCGGGUAUGCGGUUAGUGUUACGAGCGGGUGUGGGAGCGGGGAGACAUGCGAGGGGAGCGAGGAGGAGAAAACCAUAAGACGGAUUGGGAGUGACGAGAGCUGUGGAGGUGUUGUUGGGGGGAUUAUGCGGACGACGGAGGUGAGGGUGAGCUGAGUGAGAAGAUGUUCUCGAACUAGACAAUGUACAGAAAGGCGAGGGGAAAGGAAGGGAAAUUGUGUGGCAGUUUCGAAGUGGGAACGCUACUGUUGAUUUUGUUACUGGUUUUCGUUUCAUGUAUAUGGUAAUCAAAUCCAUUCACG
Molecule: messenger RNA, 910 nt
Organism: Paraphaeosphaeria sporulosa
Lineage: Eukaryota; Fungi; Ascomycota; Dothideomycetes; Pleosporales; Didymosphaeriaceae
Exons: 1
Source: RefSeq, a predicted model, not a curated record